AUGCAGAUCUUUUAUCAAGGACUAACCUCAGGUAGUAGAAACAAUGUCAAUGCUGUUUGUGGAGAAGGUCUGAGUGAGAAAGAUCCCGAGGAGUGUUUCAAAACUUUUGAUAGAGUUGCUGCCAACUCUAUGCAGUGGGGAGAUCAUAGAUUCACAAGGAAGACAAGUGUGCAUAGUGUCCAUACAAAUCCUGGAGUUGCUUCAGCAUCUCAAGUAUCUAACUUUGAAAAGAAGCUUGAAAAUUUCAUGCAGUCAAUGACCAGAUUUAUUUCUCCUUCAUCUGUUUGUGCUAUUUGCUAUGAUAAUUCUCAUCCAACUAAUUGUUACCCUUUGAGUGACCUUACGCAGGAGCAGGCUAAUCAAAUAAAUUCAUUUCAAAAGCCACAGCAUGAUCCCUACACCAACACGUAUAACUCGAGAUGGAAGAACCACCCCAAUUUCUCAUGGAGCAACAAAAAUUCGUCUAAGCAACGCAUUUAUCCUCAGCAGAAACCUGCCAAUCCAAAUGAAUAA
Molecule: messenger RNA, 513 nt
Organism: Prunus armeniaca (apricot)
Lineage: Eukaryota; Viridiplantae; Streptophyta; Magnoliopsida; Rosales; Rosaceae
Source: the annotation of a GenBank genome assembly